Molecule: messenger RNA, 3506 nt
Organism: Ceratosolen solmsi marchali
Lineage: Eukaryota; Metazoa; Arthropoda; Insecta; Hymenoptera; Agaonidae
Product: discoidin domain-containing receptor 2
Exons: 17
Coding region: 337-3234 (965 amino acids)
Biological process (GO): positive regulation of phosphatidylinositol 3-kinase/protein kinase B signal transduction; multicellular organism development; positive regulation of kinase activity
Cellular component (GO): plasma membrane; signaling receptor complex
Molecular function (GO): protein tyrosine kinase collagen receptor activity; ATP binding; collagen binding
Source: RefSeq, a predicted model, not a curated record
GCUACCGUUGAUCCACCUGCUACCGCAGACGCUGUCGCUUCGUUCCUCUAUCGUCGGGUUUAUUGCUUUUCUUAUCCCAUUUGCUCCCCCUUAGCUCGCUUACCGCAACGAGAUUCUUGCGCAGUGCGUUGGUGAUUAGCGAGGACAUCGCCGAGAGGGAACCGCACCUUUACGCACGAGCUCUCCUUCACCUGGGCUUCCCGUACGCUAGAUAUCUCAAUCGAGGGCAGCGACACAUACAGGAAAAUUCGAUAGACGACGAGACAUGACGGGCAUCACAUCGCGGUGAGGUAAAAGUGGCGAGGGUCGCCUCGAAGCCCUCAACUUCGCAAAAUCAUGAUGAAGAGUUACGGGAGUAUCGUCCAGAGGGCGACACCGAGUUUCGAUCUUAUCGCUAUGCUGAAACUCGUCCUCGUACUCGCUCUGGCAUCGAUGGCGCAAGGCAUUGAUCUCUCACAAUGCAUCGCGCCCCUGGGCAUGGAGACCGGGGCGAUAGCCGACGCUGACAUAACGGUCAGCUCGAGCUUCGACAACGGCAAUGUUGGACCUCAUCAGGCACGGCUCAGGUCGGAGAAUCAGGGCGGCGCCUGGUGUCCGAAAGAACAAGUGACUGCGGAUCCACGCGAGUGGCUGGAAAUCGAUCUUCACAUGGUCUACUUGAUCACUGCGACUGGUACUCAAGGACGCUUUGGCAAUGGGGUGGGCGUUGAGUACGCCGAGGCCUAUAUGCUCGAGUACUGGCGGCCGCGACUCGGCAAAUGGAUUCGAUACAGAGACAUCAAAGGCCAAGAUGUAAUCAAGGCCAACGACAAUACCUACUUGGAGGCAAAACACGAGCUCGAUCCUCCCAUAUGGGCAAGCAAGAUUCGUUUUUUGCCUUACGACUCUCACAUGCGCACAGUGUGCAUGCGUGUCGAAUUGUACGGCUGCUACUGGAGCGAUGGCGUCGUCUCGUACUCGAUGCCCCAGGGUGACAAGCGCGGCAGCGACUGGGAGUUUUUCGACUCGGCUUACGACGGCCCCUGGGACGGCGAGCUUCGCCGGGGCCUGGGCCAGUUGACCGAUGGGAAGACGGGCCCGGACAAUUUCAAGCCCGGUUUGCACGCUCACGAGCGUCGCAAGGGUUGGGUCGGAUGGCGGAACGACACGAGGAACGGCCAGCCCAUUGAGAUCAAGUUCGAGUUCGAUCGUAUCAGAGAGUUCUCCGCUGUCCACGUCUUCUCCAAUAAUCAGUUGAGCAAGGAUGUCAAGGUGUUUUCCCAACUCGAGAUUCUUUUCAGUAUUGGUGGAAAAUAUUAUACCGGCGAGCCAAUUACAUACAAUUCCAUAGAAGAUAAUAUUUUUGAAGUUUCUCAGAAUAUCACAGUAAAACUUCAUAACCGCGUGGGGAAGUUCGUUAAAGUGAGGCUACAUUUCUCUGCCAAAUGGAUUAUGAUCAGCGAAAUUACUUUCGUCUCUGUGGUGGCGCAUGGGAAUUUCAGCGCCGAGGAGCUGACGUCGACGGAGACGCCGGCCCUCAGCGAUGUUUUCGUGGAGAAGAAGGGCACGGUACGGGGCAUCGGCGAGCCGCCGGUCUCCCAAGCGAAGCACGACGACCCGACCUACAUGGCCGUGGUGAUCGGCGUGCUAACGGCGGUUAUCCUCCUCCUCGCUGUCGCCAUCUUCCUAAUCGUCACUCGACACCGUCAGCGCAAGUGCUUCGCCAGCCCGGUGAACGGGAAGCCGCCGUCGCACCUCGGCUCGACCUGCGCCACCGUGGAGAAGGGCGCCGCUCUCAUGGCCUACACCCUCGAGGACGACGAGAGGUACGCGGGUGGCUCGUUGCCGACGCUACCACGGGACCUCGGCAAUCGGCUCCUCGAUAUCGUCAAGCUGGACGAUUAUCAGGAGCCUUACCAGGCGCUCAAGUACGCGCCCUACUACAGCUACAGCACCGUUGUCAUGGAGAUGAAAGACAUGAUGCUGAACAACAAAUCGUCAAGCAUCAAUCAUUCGGCGCUGUACGCGAACGGCACAGUCGACACGUCUUACGAUUACGCGGUGCCGGAGAUCGGGACCCAGCAGCCGCUAUUGAACGGCGCCUGCAUGAACCUCGGCAAUGGGGGAGCGACGAGUAGCACAGGCAGUGACCAGGAUAGCGUAUUUUCUAAGGUAUCCUCGCGAAGCAACCGCACCGAUGACAAGAAGUCGCCGACGCAACAGGAAGUGCUUUCGGCUCUGAAGAAGCGCUUGGAGCAGACCAGCGUGCCCCUCUUCCCUCGUCAUCGUCUUCGUAUGCUCUCGAAACUAGCAGAGGGCGCCUUCGGAUCGGUCUACAUCGCGGAAGCGGAAGGAAUUCCAGAGUAUGGCACGACUACAACCCUUGGCAAAAGGCUCGUGGCAGUGAAGUUUUUAUUGCCGGAAGCGAACGAGAAGGAAAAGCUUCAUUUCCAACGAGACGUGAGAAUCUUGGCUGCGCUCGAGGAUCGCAAUAUCGCUCGGGUACUAGGAGCCUGCUGUCGCGAGGAGCCAUACUGCGUCGUAAUGGAGUACUUGGAUCACGGUGAUCUCUGUCAAUUCCUCAAGAGUCACGUCACUGCCGAGGACGCCCACUCGAUGCCUAUCGGCGUCAAAACAUUGAGCUUCAACUGCCUCAUUUACAUGGCUGCACAAAUUGCAUCGGGGAUGAGGUACUUAGAGAACCUUAACUUUGUACAUCGGGAUCUGGCUACGAGAAAUUGUCUCGUUGGAAAGGCUUAUCACGUGAAAAUUUCUGACUUUGGUACUGACAACGAAUUAUAUGCUUGUGAUUACUACAAAGUAGAUGGCGGCAUACCAUUACCAAUAAGAUGGAUGGCCUGGGAAUCUUUAGUUCUGGGAAAAUACACGACCAAGAGCGACAUCUGGUCAUUUGCUGUGACACUGUGGGAAAUUUUGAAUUUGGGAAGGCGAAUACCAUACGAGCAUUUGAGUGAUCUCGAGGUCGUACGAUAUUUACGUCGUUUUUGUCACGACUGUGCUGCUAACGACGAUGCAUCGCAAAUUAAAAGCAGCGAAGAAGAAGACGGGGAUGACGAUGAAAGCAGAAAGAUGGGCGUUGCAAUCGAGCAGCUGCCAAAGCCAAGCGCCUCCUCCAAGGACAUCUACGACUUGAUGCUCGAGUGCUGGCGCAGGGACGAAUCCGAGCGGCCGACCUUCCGUGAGAUCUCACUCUUUCUCCAGCGCAAAAAUCUCGGCUACGCGCCAACAUCCUGAUACUGAGAUAAGGAGUUCAGCGUAUCCGCUGAUCACCAAGUCACGGCUAAUUACACCGUCGAGAUCGACGCGGCAACUUCUUGAUCCGAGAUGCAAUUUUCUGAGUACGACUUCUUCAUUCGUCGAACGAAAAUUUAAAAAGACGAUGCGCUUGGAAUUUACAUUGAUAUAUUUUUUAACAUACUGAUUUAGUUAGGACGUGUACAUAAGAAUUAUGUUUAAUUGUACUUUUUUAAUUAAAUGUCGCCAUUGAUUCGACGAGUGCGGAUAUU